This is a messenger RNA of Megachile rotundata (alfalfa leafcutting bee), 526 nucleotides long. RefSeq lists its product as uncharacterized. Lineage: Eukaryota; Metazoa; Arthropoda; Insecta; Hymenoptera; Megachilidae. The record is from RefSeq and is a predicted model, not a curated record.
UGUGUAGUUGCAUUAUAUAAAGAUCGACCUCUUCAUCUUCGCAUCGUCAUUUCGCACUUGAUCUUUACGGGAGUUAUCUCGAGAGUGGACUGUUUGCAAACAUGUCGAAGAUCGUUUUGAUCUUGGUUGCCAUUUUGGCUGUUGCUUUUGCUUAUCCUGUGGUUGAAGAAGAAAAACCAUCGUCAAGGAUAGUGAGAGAUGCAAAAGCGGAUCCACACUUUGGCGGAGGAGGAUUGGGUGGUUUUGGAGGAAUCGGUGUCAUCGGUGGAUUUAAAUUAGGUGGUAUCGGUGGCUACGGAGGUGGCUAUCCUUAUCAUGGUGGAUACGGUCAUGGUGGACACGGUGGUUAUGGACACGGUGGUUACGGUCAUGGUGGUUACGGUGGACACGGUGGUUACGGUGGACACGGUGGUUAUGGAGGUGGAUCUUAUGCUAGCGCGCAAGCUGGGUCCUUUGGAUUUGGUCGAUAAACAAAAUAGAAUUAGACAUGUAACUUGACGAUUUCAAUAAACUUUUCUACAACCUC